UUAGGUAUGGUAGUCGACCUUAAGAGCUGUCAGCCGGCGUGGUCACGUGACUUACCUCCUCCGUCAGGCACAAGACACCAUGGCUGCUCCUCAACCACCACAAGUCUGCCGCGGCAUUGUUAAACAGGUAUUGUCUGGCGAUGCUGUUAUCGUUCGUGGGCAGCCGAAAGGAGGUCCGCCCCCAGAGAGACAAAUAAAUUUCUCCAAUGUUGUUGCUCCGCGUACGGCUCGAAGGGCGACAGCGAAUGCCCCCGAGACAGUAGACGAACCCUAUGGCUGGGAGAGCAGAGAGCAUUUACGGAAGAAGGUUAUUGGCAAGGAGGUUCUUUUUACUGUUGAGACCAAGACGCCCACUGGAAGAGAGUAUGGUGCUAUUUACCUGGGAAAAGAUGUAGCAACUGGGGAGAACGUAACAGAGACUAUGGUUGCUGACGGUCUCGUUUCUGUGAGACGAGAAAGCAUCAGAGGGGAGUCUCGGCUUGUGGAUCUUGAAGAGGCUGCCAGGACCCAAAGCAAGGGUAAAUGGGCAGGCAGUGAUGCAAAACACGUCCGCAAUGUGAAGUGGACGUGUGAAAACAUGCGUUCGUUUGUGGACAAGGCCAGAGGAAAGCCUAUUGAUGCCAUCGUUGAGCACGUCCGUGAUGGUUCCACAAUUCGUUGCUUCCUCCUCCCAGAUUUCCACUACAUCACCCUCAUGAUAUCAGGGAUUAGGUGUCCCAUGAACAAGCUGGACUCCGAGGGUAAGCCAGACAAGUCAAACAGUGAGCCAUUUGCUGACGAGGCGCGCUUCUACACGGAGUCUAGAUUGUUGCAGCGAGAUAUCCAGGUUAUUUUGGAAACUUUCAACAAUAACAACUUUGUCGGCUCCAUCAUUCAUCCGAAUGGAAAUAUUGCCGAGGCUUUAUUACGUGAGGGUUUUGCGAGGUGCGUCGAUUGGUCCAUAGCGACGGUCACGGGAGGACCAGAAAAGCUGCGAAGCUCGGAAAAACAAGCAAAAGAGAAGCAGCUCCGACUUUGGACAGACUACAAACCCACAAGCCUGUCGAUAGCUGACAAAGACAAGGAAUUCACCGGUAAAGUAGUGGAAGUUGUCAACGGUGAUGCUCUUGUGGUGAAGCGUCAAGAUGGGACAAAUAAGAAGAUAUUCUUGUCUAGUGUGAGGCCUCCCAGACUUCCAGAUUCAGAAACUCCUCGACCUCCAGGAAAGAACUUCCGUCCUCUCUACGACAUUCCUUGGUUGUUUGAGGCACGAGAGUUCCUGCGCAAGAAGCUCAUCGGGCAGAAAGUUCAGGCCACAGUUGACUACAUCCAACCUGCUCAAAAUAACUUCCCAGAAAAGACAUGUUGUACUGUGAGAAUUGGAGACGUUAAUGUGGGAGAGGCAAUGGUGAGCAAAGGCUAUGCAACAGUCAUCAGAUACAGACAAGACGAUGACCAGCGUGCCAGCUGUUACGACGACUUGCUAUCUGCAGAAGCUAAGGCAAUCAAAUCUUUGAAGGGCAUCCACAACAAAAAGGAAACCCCUAUUCACAGAGUUGCAGACAUCUCUAGUGACGUAGGGAAAGCAAAGGGUUUCCUACCGUUCCUUCAGCGUGCCGGACGUACCGAAGGAGUAGUGGAGUUCGUGGCAUCGGGAUCCCGGGUGCGUCUGUUCAUCCCCCGUGAGACUUGCCUCAUCACAUUCCUUCUGGGAGGCAUCAGCUGCCCACGAGCCACAAGACCAGCUCCUGGGGGAGUUGGAGGCACACUUCCUGGUGAACCAUAUGGGGAGGAGGCGCUGGCUCUGACCAAGAGUCUGGUGCUGCAGCGAGAAGUUGAGAUUGAGGUCGACUCUAUGGACAAAGGAGGAAACUUCAUUGGGUGGCUGCACGUAGACAACAAGAACCUCUCCGUACUCCUGGUCGAAGAGGGUCUGAGUACCGUUCACUUCACCGCCGAGUCAUCCAAGUUCUACCACUUGCUCACCACGGCACAAGAGUCCGCUAAAGAGAAGAAACUCAACGUUUGGGCAAAUUUCGUCGAGGAAGAAAAAGACGAGAAGGUUGAGGACACCGUAAGUGAACGCAAAGUGGACUACAAACCCAUGUUGAUCACUGUAGUAAGCCGAGAAGGAACUUUGUUUGGUCAGUACUGCUCAGAUGGACCUGCUCUUGAACAGAUGAUGGAGAACCUAAGGUCAGAAUUUGCCAACAAGCCGCCACUAGGUGGAGCCUACAAUCCCAAGAGAGGUGACCUUUGUGCUGCUCAGUUUGUUGAUGGUCUCUGGUACCGUGCCAAGGUGGAGAAAGUCACCGGAAGCAACGUGUCGGUACGCUAUAUCGACUAUGGCAACAAAGAAGUGACCCAAGCAGUCAAAUGUGCUUCACUUCCUGCCAGUUUCUCUUCCCCAGGUGCUUAUGCACAUGAAUUACACUUGGCCUUGGUGAAGCUCAGCAAAGAUGACGAUUACAUCGAAGAUGCCCUGACGUUGCUUAUGAGCGAAACAAUGGAGCAAGAGGUACUGGUCAACCGAGAAUACCGUAAUCAAGGUCAAGAUUUCGUGAACAUUCAACGAGCGGACACCAAAGCUGACGUGGCUCGUACACUCCUCGUGAAUGGGUUGUUGCUGCUUGAUGAACGCAAAGACAAGAGAUUCCAGUCCUUGGUGAGUGACUACCGCAGUGCCCAAGAAGAAGCCAAGAGGAAACACCUGAACAUCUGGCAAUACGGCGACGUUACGGAUGACGAUGCCCACGAGUUUGGAAUGGAGCGGUAAAGAGGGCUGUGGUCUGCACGGUAUUAAUGCAGACGUACAGUACUUGACGUAUGGAGCAAGUGGUGACAGUGGGAGUUGAGGGUAACGUUUUGUAUCGGGUGACACAUCAGCAACUUGAAAUGACAGUAGCGGUUGACGUCAGUAUAUACAUUAUUGUAUAAGGACAUCAAGCAAGCUUUUGGGUGAUAAAAGACCUCUACACUUUAAGUUGCAUUUUCUAUAAAUGCACCGAGUAGUGUGUCACUAAACAUUACACAACACAACAAACUGUUUACCUAACUGUGUGUUUUGGUGAAGGUUGUCUUCAAUGUUUCCCUGUUGCCACGGUCACUUGUGUAUUUGUAGUAUACUUUGAACUUUUGUCAUUGAGAGCAUUGUGUACACUGUCCUCAGUUGAAUGUGACUGCCAGAGAUGUUCAGUAGUGAUAUGUUUUUCCUUCUAUACUGAAUAUUAUCGAGAGAUCAGUGUAUAAGCGUAAAACCUAUUGUUUAUUUUCUAAAGCUAUUUGGCUCUUUUUGUGAGGUACCAGUGUUUUGUUUCCUCAAGGUGUGUGUCAUAGUCCAGUAGCUUGAUAAGUUUACUUGGUGUCUCCUCAACCUCAGCCCCUAAACUCUGGUAGUGAAAGAUUCGGCUGAAGGUAUGACUUGAAAAUGCAAUGGAGCUUUAAGCAUCCAUUGCUCUUGCAUACACAGGUUGUUUAUUGAAUCCUACCUUAGUAUUUUCUAUGAUGGACUGAACUCUUCAACUCGUAGAGUUCAAUCACAAAUUGAAUUUUAUUUAUUUUUAUUUUUUAUUAGUAUUUUGGAAUAUUUUUUUCAAAGCAUGUAUGAAGGCUGCAAUUUCUAUAAAUUUAUACAUUUCCAGAUAGGAAGGAACUAAGAUGCUAUUUUAGCAUCAUGUAAGACAUUUUUAGUCUAUAACUAUGACUAGUAAGUUGUAAUUAGUAUAUUUUGCAGAGAUUAUAUGCAGAUUAAUGGGUACCAAUAUUCUUCUACGUUUGAAGAUGUACAUAUGAAAGUUAUGACUAGAGUAUUACAUCCAUUGACAUUAUCAUUGUCUACAGUUUUUGUCCAUGUCCAGUGACUUCUACACCACUUUUAUAUGAUUCAAAAGUUUAUUUUUUGAAAUUGUUGUUAUUUAAAUCCAGUUGUUUUAAGGUUAGAAGGAAGGGACACCAUGGGUGAUUUUGAGAAUUAAUAUAAAUGUCUUCUACUGUA
This is a messenger RNA of Homarus americanus (American lobster), 3973 nucleotides long. RefSeq names its product staphylococcal nuclease domain-containing protein 1-like (gene Tudor-SN). Lineage: Eukaryota; Metazoa; Arthropoda; Malacostraca; Decapoda; Nephropidae. Gene Ontology annotation, biological process: regulatory ncRNA-mediated gene silencing; mRNA catabolic process. The record is from RefSeq and is a predicted model, not a curated record. The coding region runs from base 80 to 2755 and encodes 891 amino acids. The transcript has 16 exons. Gene Ontology annotation, cellular component: nucleus; RISC complex; cytosol. Gene Ontology annotation, molecular function: RNA binding; nuclease activity.